AUGUGCGUUUUACCCGUAGCUCCGAAAUCGUGUUGGUAUUUGAAUACACGUUUCGGUGCCCGGGUUGGACGCGCAUAUUUGCCCACCAGUUUAAUUUUUACUUACUCCCUACGAUUCCAGCUACCAAAAUUCAAGCGACAACCUUUGCGUGCCAAUGAACUGUUGAGACCAUGUAGAACCAACGAGCUCGGUGAGAAAGAACAUCGUCAACAUGAAGAAAUGAUUCAAAGGCUUCUCAGCAAACCAUUUCGCGUUCCGCUACCUGGAUAUGUUGGAACACUAAGUAACAAAGCACUUGGCUUACGGCGCAGUGGAGUACGUUGUUCUCUAUUCGAUCCGUAUGCCGAAGGAGCCCUUGUACUAUAUGCGCCUCAAGAGAUGAGUGCACACGAUGCGAUGAAAAUUGAUGAGUCAAAGAAGAAGGUGCACGUAGUGGUUGAUCCUCUGUUGGCUAACGUUUUGCGUCCACAUCAGCGUGAAGGUGUUAAAUUUAUGUAUGAUUGCAUAACGGGUAUAAGAAUCGAGAAUGCACAUGGUUGCAUCAUGGCUGACGAAAUGGGUCUUGGCAAAACACUUCAAACAUUUCAGCGGCAAAGUCCUGACGCAAAGCCAAUGAUCAAUAAAGCGAUCAUUGUAUGCCCUAGUAGUCUUGUGAAGAAUUGGGACAAGGAAAUUACGAAAUGGCUUGGUGGUCGAGUGAAUGCUUUAGCAGUCGAUAGCGGUGGAAAAGAUGAGAUCGACAGGAAUUUGAAUUCGUUUAUGUCGCAGUUGAGCACUCGAUGUCCAACUCCUGUUCUUAUAAUUUCAUAUGAAACAUUUCGUUUACAUGCUAAUGUAUUGCUUAGGAGUGAAAUUGGACUUGUCAUAUGUGAUGAGGGUCAUCGUUUGAAGAAUAGCGAUAAUCAAACCUAUCAAGCAUUAUCUGGUUUGAAAUGCGCUCGACGAGUGCUCAUCUCGGGUACACCCAUUCAGAAUGAUCUCCUUGAGUAUUACAGUUUGGUGAAUUUUGUAAAUCCCGGCUUAUUGGGCACAGCAUCAGAGUUCAAGCGUCGUUUCGAAAAUAUGAUUCUGAAGGGACGUGAUGCAGAUGCAACUGCCGUGCAACGGACAAAAGGAGAUGAAGCAUUGUCCGAGAUGGCUUCGAUUGUUAAUAAAUGUAUUAUUCGACGAACUUCCGCCUUACUCACCAAAUAUCUACCAAUCAAAUAUGAACUGAUAGUCUGCUGUAGACCAACGGAUCUUCAAGAAAAACUUUAUCAGAAAUUAAUCUCAUCAAAGCAUCUCAAGCAAAAUGCCUCCAAGAAUGAUGGAACAAUAACGGGUACAGCUCUUUCAUUUAUAACGAAUUUAAAAAAGUUAUGCAAUCAUCCUCAAUUGAUCUAUCAAAAAUGUCAGCAAAAUGAAGAAGGUUUUCAAGGUUGUAUUGAAUUGUAUCCGUCCACUUUCAAUAGCAAAGCAUUCGAACCAGCCUUCUCUGGAAAAAUGAAGGUUCUCGACUAUUUAUUGGCAGUCACCAAGCGAAUGACAAGUGACAAAUUUGUGCUUGUCUCAAAUUAUACGCAGACAAUCGAUUCGUUCGUUGAGCUGUGUAAAUUACGUGGUUAUGGAUAUGUGAGAUUAGAUGGCAGCAAUUCCAUUAAGCAGCGUGCCAAAAUAGUGGAAAAGUUCAACGAUCCAUCGAGUAAUGAAUAUGUGUUUUUAUUAUCAUCAAAAGCCGGUGGUUGCGGCUUGAACUUGAUCGGAGCGAAUCGUUUAGUAAUGUUUGAUCCAGAUUGGAAUCCAGCAAAUGAUGAUCAAGCAAUGGCACGUAUCUGGAGAGAUGGUCAAAAGAAACACUGUUUCAUUUAUCGUUUACUGGCUACGGGCACAAUCGAGGAGAAAAUGUUCCAACGCCAAACACACAAAAAAGCGUUGUCCUCUUGUGUGGUCGACGAGGAGGUAGAUGUUGCGAGACAUUUCUCGAAAGAUCAGCUCAGACAUCUUUUUGAACUGAAAACUAAUAUCGCGUCCGAUACACAUGACACGCUCAAGUGCACACGUUGCAUCAGUGGGAUCGAAUCUCGUGAGCCACUCGAAUCAGCUGACACAAAUUCGGACCUUAGUGAAUGGUAUCAUACACAAAAAGAUAUUCGUAAAAUUCCUGAUCAGGUGUUGAAGAGUGUGUUCGAAUGUGGAGCCAUAUCAUUUAUUUUUCAUCAGAAAUCGCAUGAUACGGCAAGACGCCAAAUUGAUGAUGCAGUCGACUCGUGA
This is a messenger RNA of Anisakis simplex (herring worm), 2250 nucleotides long. The record is from the annotation of a GenBank genome assembly. Lineage: Eukaryota; Metazoa; Nematoda; Chromadorea; Rhabditida; Anisakidae.